Salmo salar (Atlantic salmon) is the source of this 3517-nucleotide messenger RNA. It is a transcript of the gene acd10, whose product is annotated as Acyl-CoA dehydrogenase family member 10. The record is from RefSeq and is marked provisional. Lineage: Eukaryota; Metazoa; Chordata; Actinopteri; Salmoniformes; Salmonidae.
UGCAUUGUAAACAGUACUGGAAAUGUGUCUCUAGAAUACAAGACUAUCACAUAAUAUUCUUCAAUCAACGUUAGCCAGCGUAAGGUCAACACAGAUGAUGCUGAUGAAGAAGAUGCGGACUGCUGCACGACUCAGGUCUCAGUUGUGGAGUCUGAAGAUGCCUAGCCUCUGUCACAGAAGCUUUGCUGCCAUCUCCACUUACAAAGCUGUAAUUUUUGACAUGUAUGGAGUUCUCAUUCCGUCACCUGUCAAAUUGGCAACAGUGUUUGAACAACAGAACAGUGUUCCUCUGGGCACGCUGGGCAGGGCCAUCAGGACGGGUGGGGAGUUGAACGCGUGGAAGAGGUUCAUGCGUGGAGAGAUUGGGGCUGAGGAGUUUGUGGAGGCCUUCGGCAGGCAGUGCAGUGAGAUAGCAGGAUGUCCUGUUCCCAUUGGCUCAUUCUUGUCUGAUCUGACCAGUGGGCCAAUGACCAGGCCUCUACCCGUCAUGAUGAAGGCCAUUUUGUGUGCUCGCUCCAGGGGCCUGAAGACUGCUGUCCUCAGCAACAACUUCUUCCAGCUGAACGGUGACCCCUUUCUGCCUCUGGACCACUCUCUCUUCGAUGUGAUAGUUGAGUCGUGUAGGGAGGGCCUCAGUAAGCCAGAUCCUAGGAUCUACCACCUGUGUCUGAACAGACUGGGUGUCUCUGCCCAUGAGGCUGUGUUUCUGGAUGACCUGGAGUUAAACGUUAAGGCAGCUGUCCAGCUAGGGAUGCAUGCUAUCAAGGUAGGGGACCUUGCAGUGUCAGUGAAGGAGCUGGAAGGGAUGCUGGGGAUCCCCCUGUCAGGGUUUGUUCCUGGUCCUGACUCAGCCCCUUGGGCCACAAAGCUCCCUAUGGACCGACUCACACAGUACCUGAGGAAGGCUCUCCAUCUGUCUGACGAAGACCCUGUUGCUGUCCAACAACUCAGCCCCAGCCAGUCAAACUCCUUAUAUCACUUGACCACUGGAGGGCGCCAUCUACUCCUGAGGAAACAGCAGAAGACCUCCCGAGCCAUGGAGACAGAGUACAGGAUGUUGAAAUCUCUCAAUGGAUCCAGCAUCCCUGUUCCAGAGAUCAUUGAUCUGUGUGAGGACCCAAGUGUCCUGGGUGCUCCCUUCCUCUUGAUGGAGGUCUGUCUAGGGAGGAUGUUCAGUGACCACUCCCUGCCAGGCCUGACCCCUGGGGACAGGAGGGCUUUGUACCAAGCCAUGCAACACACACUCUGCCAGAUCCACUGUCUAGAUACUAGAGUAGUCGGCCUGGAGGACUACGACGAGCCAGUGGAUUACAUGGGGCUUCAGGUACGGUGGUGGACUCAGCAGUACAGGGACAGUGAGACCCCGCCCAUCCCAGCCAUGGAGAGACUCAUACAGUGGCUUCCUCUGCACCUCCCCAAACACCAGAGAACUACGCUGAUCCAUGGAAGCUUCAGACUGGAGAACCUUGUGUUCCACGCAGAGAAGCCAGAGGUGGUUGCGGUGAUGGACUGGGGCCGUUCCAGACUGGGUGACCCUCUAAUAGACCUGACCUUCAGCUGUAUGGGUCACUGCCUGCCCCAGGACAACCCUCUACUGACAGGUAUAUCUGACAGGGGCCUAGUCCAGCUGGGUAUCCCCACUGUAGAGGAGGUGAUGGGGCAGUACUGCAGCUCUAUGGGUCUGGAGGAGGGAAUCCCAGACUGGAACUUCUACAUGGCCUUCCACCUCUUCUGCCUGGCAGCCAGCCACCAGGGGGAGAGCAAGAGUACCAUUGCAGGUACCAGAACAUAGACCAGAGUUUAGGAUUGUGUCUCAGGCAAUAUCUUCAACGAGAAUUAAUAAAGCUUCGUAAAGGUACAUCGUUUGGAUCUUAUAGCUUGUCAGCUAUUACUUGGUCCUCUGUAGCUGUUGGAAGAGCAUUACUCUUGCAACACCAGGAUAGUGGGUUCGAUUCCCAGGACCACUCUAUUUUUUUUAAGUAUCUGCAUGCAUGACUAAUUUGCUUUGGAUAAAAGUGGCAUAUAUUACUAUUAUAUUAUUUAGCUAGCCUAAUAGUCUGUCCAGAUUAUAUUAUUACUUAGCUGGCCUAACAGUCUGUCCAGAUUAUAUUAUUACUUAGCUGGCCUAACAGUCUGUCCAGAUUAUAUUAUUAUUUAGCUAGCCUAGUCUGUCCAGAUUAUAUUAUUACUUAGCUGGCCUAACAGUCUGUCCAGAUUAUAUUAUCACUUAGCUGGCCUAACAGUCUGUCCAGAUGAUAUUAUCACUUAGCUGGCCUAACAGUCUGUCCAGAUGAUAUUAUCACUUAGCUGGCCUAACAGUCUGUCCAGAUGAUAUUAUCACUUAGCUGGCCUAACAGUCUGUCCAGAUUAUAUUAUCACUUAGCUGGCCUAACAGUCUGUCCAGAUUAUAUUAUUACUUAGCAGGCCUAACAGUCUGUCCAGAUUAUAUUAUUACUUAGCUGGCCUAACAGUCUGUCCAGAUUAUAUUAUUAUUUAGCUAGCCUAACAGUCUGUCCAGAUGUUAACCUUACAUCUGUUUUAUGAACAAUAUGUAGUUGUAGGCUUAACUAUCCCUCCUUUACAGGACAAACUGGCUCUGGGAGGUUAGCUGAGCAGGUGGCUGACCUGGCCUGGGACUUUGCCACCAAAGAGGGCUUUCGUAUCUUCAACGCCAUGCCCAGGGCGCCUCAUGCAGGCACUUCCCCUUUAAAGGGGCAAGUAGCAGAGUGACUGCUUUGUUGUUUUUCAAAUCCUGGAUUGCCCCUUUAAGACCAGAUUUCAGUAGCUGAAGUGAUUGGCGGCAUAGAGGAAGUCGUCUGUUCUUUUUUGGUGCUUAAGUACACAUUACAUUACUACAUUUAUACCCAGGAUAUUGUUUUUCCAACAGGAAAAGGUCAAAAAUAACUGGAGCGGGACUUUAAGGGAUGUCUUAGAGAGGAUGACUGCCCAUCCUACCCAGACUUCCAGAGCUCAGCUGUUCAUCCACUAUUCCCUCCAGGAGCCCUGGGCUACUGUCUCAGCCAGGAAACGGCAGCCUUCCCUGGGCAGGAUCGCCCCAGGCCGUAGAUGGCCUAAAGCUGAUAGGGGAUUGCUGUGCCUCAGAAUCUUUUGCACUUGUUUUUCUCUUCCUGGCUUUUUUCUACUGAUAGCAGCUGUUUCCAAAAAGGCUUUACUUGCAAUAACUGUGGUUGUUUUUUUCCCAACAGAACUUCAUCUCUGGACAAGAGUGUCCGCUAGAUAAAUACAAUGUAAAUGUCCACUAAGGUCUAUUUCUCAGAUUAUUUACAUUAGUUCAAACUUUAUGGAGCCUGAAGAUGUUAUGGUCAGCAAUGCUUGUCAAGUGGUCCUGGGCUUUACUCAACCAUUACUCUAAUUAAAUAACCCACACCAAGUAUCCAGUCAGAGAUGUCAGUAUAUUACACGUCAUUACAUUAUUGUAUGACACAACCACAGUCUGUUAUAACAUUGUAUAUUCUGUCAAAAUAAAGUAUAUCACUAUUUUCUUCUACAUGACUGA